AUGAGCGACAUCCUGCCCACUCCCUCCAGAAUGAACCUGCAGCUUCUGAAACAGAAAAAACAAACGGCAAGCAAUGGUUAUUCACUGCUUAAGAAGAAGAGUGACGCCUUAUCUAUGCGUUUUAGAAAGUUUUUGGGGGAAACAUUGAAGGUUAAGGAGCGGAUUGGUUCCUUAAUCUCAGACGCCUCUUUUUCAGUGUCAAAAGCUGUUUGGGCCGUGGGAGAUUUUGAAAAUUUGCUACUAGAGUCAAUAAGCCGUACAUCCAUUACGUUGGAUAUUAUGCAAGAAAAUAUUGCGGGCGUUAGAAUUCCGAAGUUUGUCAUGCAUGUGGAUCAUUCAGCAGAUAUUAUCUCCAAUUUGGACUUGGCAACUGGUGGACAAGUUAUCGAAUCUGCAAAGAACUCCAACCUUAUGGUCAUCCAAACGCUCGUCGAGUUAGCCUCUAUGCAAAUAGAAUUCUCUAUACUAGACGAACAGAUUCGCAUAACUAACCAACGCGUUAACGCUCUAGACAAUGUUGUGCUGCCCCGAAUUGACUCUAGCAUUGAAUACAUAAAGAGGCAACUUGAGGAAAUUGAAAGGGAGGAAUUCUUCAGGCUGAAGAUGGUGAAGGAGAAGAAGCAGGAGGAAUUGAACAAUGAGAAACAUACGGCAUUACAGACCGCCUCAAUCGUACAAAGCAUAGGCACUCAGCUGGAGUGGGAGGAUGAAGACGUUGUCAUUUAG
This is a messenger RNA of Babesia microti strain RI, 726 nucleotides long. RefSeq names its product V-type H+-transporting ATPase subunit D. Gene Ontology annotation, cellular component: proton-transporting V-type ATPase complex; vacuolar membrane. The coding region runs from base 1 to 726 and encodes 241 amino acids. NCBI's taxonomy places the organism in Eukaryota, Apicomplexa, Aconoidasida, Piroplasmida, Babesiidae. The record is from RefSeq and is a predicted model, not a curated record. Gene Ontology annotation, molecular function: proton-transporting ATPase activity, rotational mechanism. The transcript is spliced from 5 exons.